Messenger RNA from Athalia rosae (coleseed sawfly), 3984 nucleotides. It is a transcript of the gene hd, whose product is annotated as protein downstream neighbor of son homolog. Gene Ontology annotation, cellular component: nucleus. The record is from RefSeq and is a predicted model, not a curated record. Gene Ontology annotation, biological process: nuclear DNA replication. The transcript is spliced from 12 exons. NCBI's taxonomy places the organism in Eukaryota, Metazoa, Arthropoda, Insecta, Hymenoptera, Athaliidae. Bases 1667 to 3421 code for a protein of 584 amino acids.
AGGGGGGGGAAGGGUCGGUCGCGGUGGUACGACGCGUGUGUACGUUUUCGAACACGGCCACCUAUACCACCCCGGAAAUCGCCGAGGUAAUGUGACAGUGUCUUACACACAGUUUUGUGCGGUGCAAGUUCGCGGUCACGUGGACUCCUCUUCCGCUGCUGCGGAAAGGUAGGAGGAUGACUCUGCAAAGUGGAAGGAGGGGGGAGGAAGUCAUGUGACAAGAAGCCACGUGGUAUCUUUGGUGGGCAGAAGAUGCGUGGACCCAGCAGCUUUUUUGGUGGAUAACGAUUCUCCGAAUCGUGUAAGAAAUGAGGAACGCAAGCUCGUCCGGAGUCGAGGACUCCGUAAAAUAUGAUCGCGGGCAGUGGUCAUCGGUGGAAAAAAUACUCGCGAAGAAAAAAACACGAUGACGGCGUACGAUUGGACGAGUUUUGGCGAAGGAAAUGUCCUCGAAGCCGUUGUUAGCGAAAGGGCUCUUCCAUAUCAAGUUCGCUACGGCGGGAGGAAAGGGGAAAAAGAUAUCCUCCCGGAGACGCGACGCACCGUCGAUACCGUGCAACGCGCGCGCUUCUACAUGGUGAGUGGAUCGUGAUAUUUUGUAGCCGCGGUCACAAGAUGCGACCGAAGAAUCGACUAAGAACUCUUGAGACUCUUCGGUACUACGUCACGGAGGAGCCGAAGACACGAGAUAUAUCGUUUGGCGUUGAGCAGCGGGAGCAGAAAGCGCAGCGGUCGUCGUUGUCGUAUAUAAGAAGUAUCUGCAUUCCUCCGCGACGGAGGGGACUACCGUGCUGUACGUGGCUGUGAGUAUACAUUAUAUAUAUAUAUAUGUAUUUAUACGUAGGCAUAUAUAUACCUCUGCACGUACGGUUGCGGGGAGAGUGAACCGGCGCGAGUACGAUAAAAAAGAUCGGGAGCAUUACCGGCCCACGAUCCUUCACCGAUCUGGAUCACAACCGAGAAACAUACACUCGAUCACCCGAUCCGUCGUACCCCGAUCGAAACGACGACGCGACUCGAACCGAGAUAAGAUCUCCGGUUUCGCACCAGACCGCGCAAAUAGAGUGUCUCUUUUCCCGAAUACUGUGCAACGAACGGAGUGCGGACGAUCCUCUGAAGUGACGCCUGUGCAAAGGUACGUUAAAGCGAUGUUGUUAAGAUCGUUCGCCUUACGGCGAAGAUGAGAGCACGAUGCCCGUGGGCUCUUACAGAGUAUACCAUAUGAGAAGCGAAUCGGAUGUCGGCAGAGUUUCGCGCAGGAAGCCAAAGUCUCGAAGUACCGAUUGAUAUCUGGGACCCGUGCCAAGAGGGCGAACCACACUGUCUAAUUAACUCCGUGACUGGAUGACCUCACAAAGAACCCUCUUCGCCCUUCGUUCUCUCCGUACGGCAUCACCCCGGCGCUGCCGUUGCCGCAACGUUCUUCGUUCGUCUCAUGUCCUCUUCUCGCGUUCCUAUACACCCUGUGCAGAGAUUUCGCAGCGACCCACGUCGUUCCGCGGCGUGGCCACGUUCGGCUUGUAUCGAAUAUGAGCGGGUACGUCGUAGAGAUAAAUGUGAACGUAGGUCGUACGUACGUACGUACGUGCAGUGUACGGUAGAGCGGUGCGAUACUCGGACAAAUGGACAAGCAGACGUUUCCGCAUCGUCGCAUUAAUCAGGAUCUAUGACAAAGUUGACUCACAAAUUACCAAUGGGAGACCCGUUGCCAGGAGACAUUGCAGAAUGGAAAAUGCCGGAUCAGGUGAUGCAGCUACAUCGGCUCAAGUUGAAGAAACGAGCGCUGCAAGCUCGCAUGAACAGAACAUCUAUUCAAAAAGUUCCAUCCUCGAUAGAUUUGACUAGCUCACUCACUUCAAUUGAUGGUAGCGUAAACCCUGUAUCUCAGAAACGUAAAAAUCCAUUUGCAAGGGAUACAACAUUCAAAAAGCACAAGACAAAUCCAAUAACAACACAAGAAUUAGAGGCUAGUAGUGACACAACGCUUUUUGAAUUAUUGAACAUCCAAAAAUCGAAGAAUAAAGCUGCACAUGGAGAAGAUACUUACACAUUUACAAGUGUGCUAUCAAAACUAGAAAAUGGAUAUGUAGAGGAACCUGGACCUCCUAAAGGAGCGAAUUACAUUCCAGUAGAUUGGACUUUAAAUACGAAAAUGCGAUUUAUGUCCCCCAAACCUUUUGCUUGGAAUGGCAAACUCAAAACAACAGAAGAGGCAUCAGCCACUACAGGUUUUGUUCGAUGCCUUGAUAUCGGUGAGGAGGAAACCACGCUGGAUACUAGUCCCAAUGCCAGGUUUCAUAGAUGCUGUUUGGUUUGGCAGCAUCCCUCACUGCCUUGGAUUGAAUUAUUUCCUCGUUCUGCUGGCAAAAUGAGUGCAGCUAUGAUGAGCGGUCCAAUGGCAGCCACAAACCAGUACGUAAAAGAUGCACUACACAGAGAUUGGAGCGAAAGCUUCAGAUCCUUGUUCCAACUCGUCAGGGCAAGACAGUGCCCUUAUUUCUAUGUAUGUGCCAAUACAUUCACCGUCCUUUUCCGAGCUGCGGGUAUUUGUGGGCUUUCACAAGUCCACGCUUUACUUACACCGACCACUAGGGGGUUCCGACAAAUUCUCAAACAAGCAGAUAUUGUAUUUACAAUGCCAUUAAAAAAAGAAUCCAAAAGACGGUCAGACACUACAGAUUCUGGGUGCGAUACUCUGGAUUCUUCAGUGUCGAAUAUGACAAAUCCUUCUUCUAAGGAGGAGCAUUUAAAUGAAGACGAUGACGACGAAGAUGCACCUGCCGAAAAGUGGCUUCAAAGUCUCGGUGUCGAAGCUUCCGAAAUUCGAAAAAUCAAUAGUUCCCAGGCCCGCCUGAACCAGGAGAAAGAAAGUGAACUGGACAACACAAGAGAGUCAUUGAUUUUUGUACAAGACGUUGAAGCGCAAGCUUUGUUUAACUUUCUGAUCAAUUGUAAAUCAGCAGUCGCUGUCACAGGUGCCAUGGCGGGAAUUCCCCCUACGCUUUUGGCACCAACCGCAUUCCAUGGCGCAACACUUAAACCAUUAAAGGUCAAGGAAAGUGUUGUCAAUGUCGACAACGAAAAAUUUUAUUCACUCGAACUGCGUGGACCCUUGCUACCUCAUACGCUGCCUUCUCUCUGUCAUUUAAUGACUUCUAGUCACCUAGAAAAAUUUUCAGUCAGUUGCGCCCACGUCGAUUCAACGACUUCUUUCUCGCUGGCGAGACAUGGUCAAGAUGGGGGUGAAGCAGCGGAACCAAAGGAUCCAGCGAAGGCGCCUCCUAGUGUGUUUGGUCAGGAAAAUCUAAGCGAUUGUGGUUUCGGUCCGAAAUUACUCAAGCAUUUUUGCAGCCCCGAUCCUACGCGUAUACUGGUUUUAGAGAGCUUGAAAUUUUCCAACGACGGAUACAUUUGGUCCUGAUUAAUAAGAUGAAUUUUAACUUCGACGAUACGCGGUCACCUAUACCAAAAAUGUUCAAAUUCAAUUUGUUAUUCACACCUUGAUCUACAGGUGACCGUCCAGUUGAAUAUAUCGUUAGUUUUACUUAAACGAAAGCUGAUAUCAUCGUGAAAUCUCAAAAAUGGAGUCAAGGUUGUGCAGUGACCGCUUUCGCUCAGUCUGACAAUUGACUCAAAUUUUUAAUCGGUCAUCUACUUUGUCGAACGCGAAUAAUCAAGUAAAGACAAUGAUCAUCUUCAAACAUUCGCUAAUUAAGGUUGAUCAUGUAUUUUUCUAUCUUUUUUAUUACAACUUUUACCAGCAUGUUUUGAUAGUAAAGCAAACCAACGGCAUCUAGUCAGCAUGAUUUUUAACGCUGAAUCUUCAAUAUCAAAUCCUACUCGCAACCCGCUGCAGAUAUUCACCGCGGGUCAUCAUCUUUUUAUUUAUUAUAGGUAUUAAGAUAAAACACGUGCCUUAACUUUGUCGGAUGUCUCUAUAUUUGUGAGGCGUGAAGCCCAAUAAAAUGCAUUAUUAUACCAGUA